AUGGUACAAGCGAUGUUUCCUCAUCUAAUCGGUAAUCCUGAAUCUGCAAACAGCAUCAUCAGAAACGCCUUCACACACUUCUUGCCCGAUCACAAGCCGCACAACUCUCCUGACCGUCACAGAACAAUUUACAAGCAUGUAUUGGAAGGGAUGGUCAAAAAAGGACAUUCGCCGUAUCUUAGCCAAUUUGCGGUCAAAAAACUGGCGAAAUUCGCUGAAGUGUGUCCAAAGAGAAUCAUCAACUGGUUCGUCAGUGGGAGACAUGAACUAAAAAACAGAAUAAGGUUCGGUUUUCGCCCGCUCGGUCUUCGAGCGAAACGUUCUGAAACAGAUUCAGUAGUCAUUAAGCUACUUGAUGAGGGCGUUCGAUUGUACGAGAGUGACGUUGAAAAGUUGUAUCGCUUUGGAAUUCCAGACGAGGAAAAGAUUACAAGAUCUGGAGAAGAGGUUGCCCCGUUCAUGAAAGUUCUGGUUUAUGUGUACCACAAAUUAACCUCUAUCGAUAAGAAUGCAAUGAUAGGUCGAUCCGAAGCGAUGUUACUGUCAAAAACGUUGGAUCUUAGUGGCCCAGAAAAGGUUACUGAAGGUGAAAAUGAUUUUGUUGCUUUCUUAAACUUCCAAAAAUAA
Messenger RNA from Caenorhabditis briggsae, 627 nucleotides. The record is from RefSeq and is a predicted model, not a curated record. NCBI's taxonomy places the organism in Eukaryota, Metazoa, Nematoda, Chromadorea, Rhabditida, Rhabditidae. The transcript has 4 exons. Bases 1 to 627 code for a protein of 208 amino acids.